UUUUUUUCUGAGUCAUGGGUGUUUUCUAUGUAAAUAAGUAUGUAUUUAUCUAUAUACGUACAUAUGUACAUUGUCGCCUAGGACCCAUACUACAAGUUUUGCUUACUUUAGGGCUAGAUCGAUCUGUGUAAGAUUGUACCUAAAUAUAAUUUUUUUAACUUAUUCAUUGCUAAUACAACGUGUUACACCAGCCACUAAAAGUAGUGUGGGUACACGUUGUAUAUAGGUCAUACUGGUGUUGAUAUCUUUUAUGGGAGAGUCAAUUUUUUAUCGCGAUUUCGAGGUUGGUAUCAUAGUAAAAGUUGCUCAGUAUGACUUAUACAACGUGUACCCACCCCACUUUCAUUGGCUGGUGUAACACGUUGUAUAAAUACCAAACUUCUAAACACUAAUGUUUAUAUGGCAUCGAACACAUAUUCUAGAUAGGUAGGUAUCAUAAUUAUCUGUCUUUUUUCCCUACAAUUUCAUAGAAAUGUCAUUCCAUAGUUCAGGUAUACUAAAUUUGAGAGGGAAGAAUAGCUUUUCGACCCUAGCGAAAUAACACUACUUUUUCUAUGAAAAUCCUUUUCGGGAGAAAACGUUUUUCACUAACUAAAUCUAAACAAAUCGCUUUGAUGUUGGUGUCAAUCGCUUCAGCAUAAUAUAUUCUAGGUUCAUAGGUUUCGUUUUAAAAGAUUUUUAAAGCGUUGCAAAUGUAAAAAGAAAAACCUAUAAACUUAGUUUUUCAUUGUGUCAAUAACAUACAAAAAAAUAAUGGAGAAUGGAAAAUAUGUAGAAGUGAAAUAGUACAUUGUGGAAAGCAAAAUACUCUUGAUGUGGCUCGUUAACCUAUUGAUUAGUGUUAAGUGAGAGUUCAUAACAUGCGUGCGUUGCUAGGAAUUACAGGUGGCGCUUCAAAAUGGAUACAAAAAAGUUUCACGAGAGGGCUCUCUUUGUCCUGUAUAUUAUACUACUAUUUGCUUCCCUCUUAAUGUUUAUGCUUUACUCAAUAACAACACUGAAUUUGUUAUAAUAAAGCGACAUAAAAUAGCUUACAAUACAAUCCAGUCAGUGACCAAAAAUAAUACGGUUAAAUUCAUAAGAAAAAUAAUGUGGGUAGUCCAACCCCGCUAUGAGAUUUUUAUGCACCUACCUGGCAUAAUUUAUCUUAAACAUAUUAACGGUCGCGCUGGUCGUGCCUGGGAGCUAAGUGCAAUAGAACAAGAAUAAGGUAAAAUAAUUAGUGUUUAUAGCUUUAGACUUUUGUGGAAUAUGGACAAAGAAAAUGCAAAAGCGAAAACAAGGAUUCCUAUACCACUGGCACCUCUGCCACCUUUGCCGAACCGAUUGCUGAAAAAAUUAAGCGAGAGACCCCCAUUGAAUACAUUAGCUGGCCCUAAUGGACUCAAUGAUCAUGUGUCCUCUUUGAAUUUGCUAUGCGUGGCUGGCCCAAGCAAUUCACAAAAUAAAAGCGUUCUCAAUAGACCAAAGAGUCCUUUUCAAAUUGACACUAAAUUCGUAACAGUGCGACGGGGUUGUGAAGAUUUCAACUCUGUUGCGUACCAAGAUGAUAAGAGAAGAAUUUCAGAGCCGAGCGUCAUUACUAUUAGCAGUGAUGAGGAAAAUGACACAAACGAAAAGGAUAAAGAUGGUCUUGCUAAUAAGAAACAGUUAUCAGCAAGUACCCCGGGUCUUAACAAAUUGGUUCCAGCCAGGGUGAAGAAUAUAAAGCGAAGCUUGAAGAGACCUCAUAGCAGGGAGCUGCAAGGUUUAACACCACUGGAAAAUCAGGCAAGGGUAGAUGGCCGAGCAAAACGGAGACUUAAUUUCAAUCAAACGGUUCGUGAGAGGAUGCAGUCACCUGAUUUAUUACAAAAAUCGUACAUGGCUAGUAUGGAAAGAGAAUACACGGCUGAAAUUCUAUUAUACCUCUUACAAGUCGAAACGAAAGCAGUGGCACUUCCACGGGUGAAGAGCGAGACGAGAGCGUGCGUUAUCAACUGGUUGAUGAAAAUUAACGGCAUAGACGGCAACCCAGCCACCAUUCAGACCGCGGCGUGGUACCUGGACACGGUGCUGACUACAGGCAACGUGACGCUGGAGAACAUGCAGCUAGUGGGUGCGGCCGCGUACUGGAUCGCGUCCAAGCACCACGGGCCGCCCAUACCUGCGUCCAAGCUUGUCAAAUACGCCAAUCACGCCUUCACGCAGGAGAAGCUGCUGGAGGCGGAGAAAGCCAUAUUGGUUAGAUUGAAAUUCCCGCGUCAACCAGUAGUGCCUCAAGACUACCUCUGUUACUUCGCUUGGUGGUGCAACAAAGAACGGCCUGGCGAGAUCGAAGUAGCCUCUACGUUCCUCUGCCUCUGCGGGAUGAUGGUUUACAAGAGCCUCUGUCCCGAGUACCCGUCCGUAGUCGCCGCGGCGUCUAUAAGGAAUGCUUUGUUGUUGUUGAAGAAAAAGGAGCUGAUGCCGCGAUUGCAGAGGUGUCCGGCAUUCGUAGCUGUUGAAAAAAAGGCCGGAAAUAUAUCGCACACGUGCGCCAUUCUUCGCAACGCGGUGCGCGUGGUGGCUGCGAAGAACUACAGCUACAAGUUUAUACUCGAGCAGUACGGGAUGCCGCCGAAGUACAUCGCGCAAACCCUCGUGGAUGCGGCCAACGAGCUCGCGGUCAUGGACACUAGGAUUACCGCUGCCAUAUUUUGAACUGAAAUAUGUAGGAAGAAAACAAACUGCACCUGAACCAUAAUUAUUUAGGACAGUAAAUUAUGCUCAAUGAAAGUAUACUUCUAUUAGUAAUAAAUUAAUACGUACAUAAAACAGCACAUCUACAGUGGCGCCAACUGGUGAGCACAAAAACGGUAGCCCUCAUUGAGAGAAGAUUGUGUUGGAAAAGAGGGAUUGCAUUUUUCUUUUUGUAAAAAUAUGUUAUAAUGUAAAUUUCUUGUUUGGUUAAGUUUUAAAAUAUGCAGGUGGGGCUUGUUUUUUUAGUUUGUGUACUUAAAGAAAUAUCAUUUUAAAAUCUUAAACUCGUUUGUAUCGCACAGUCACGUAGUAUUAUUAGUUUAAUUGUAUGUUUAUUAUAAGGUGUUUAAAUGUGACGUAAUUAAGUAUAAGUAUGUACAAUUUGACUUUGAUUGAUUAGCAUCUAAUUAAUGACUUAUGAAAUUAUAAAUUUAAGAAAUAAUUAAAUUAUAUGACGUCACUAGUUAUUGUUAUGCUUAUGAAUUUAAAUACAAUUUUAUUACAGAGCGAAGACAC
Cydia pomonella (codling moth) is the source of this 3237-nucleotide messenger RNA. RefSeq lists its product as uncharacterized. Gene Ontology annotation, biological process: mitotic cell cycle phase transition; regulation of cyclin-dependent protein serine/threonine kinase activity. Gene Ontology annotation, cellular component: cytoplasm; cyclin-dependent protein kinase holoenzyme complex; nucleus. The transcript is spliced from 5 exons. Gene Ontology annotation, molecular function: cyclin-dependent protein serine/threonine kinase regulator activity. NCBI's taxonomy places the organism in Eukaryota, Metazoa, Arthropoda, Insecta, Lepidoptera, Tortricidae. The record is from RefSeq and is a predicted model, not a curated record. The coding region runs from base 1252 to 2682 and encodes 476 amino acids.